Molecule: messenger RNA, 285 nt
Organism: Glarea lozoyensis ATCC 20868
Lineage: Eukaryota; Fungi; Ascomycota; Leotiomycetes; Helotiales; Helotiaceae
Exons: 3
Coding region: 1-285 (94 amino acids)
Biological process (GO): proton motive force-driven ATP synthesis
Molecular function (GO): proton transmembrane transporter activity
Source: RefSeq, a predicted model, not a curated record
AUGGCUUCAACAGGAGUAAAUAUCCUUCGGUGGUCAGCCUUGGGUAGCGGUAUCCUGUAUGGUGUUUACCACCAAGCCAAGCUCACAACAGCAGCAAAGUUGGCUGCGAUCGACAGACAAUACGAACACAAGCAGAAGUUAAUUGAGCAAGCAAAAGCCGAAUAUUCAAAGAGCAAGCUGCCACCAAGUUCGAAAACGUCAGAAGGAGACAUUAUCCGAGAUCCAGAGAACCCAAGAUUCGACCUAGAAGCAUUCCUGAACACCGUGGCGGCCGAGAACAAGUAG